UUUUCCUCCCUGCUCUUUCUCGUCUGACCGAGAACAGUACUCCGAAAGUAUUGGAGCUGAAACUAAAUUUCAACCUUUUUCAAACGGAGAAAACCUGCGACUUUGCCUUGAAAACGUCCACGUAAAACUCUUGGCCCACUUUUCUGCCACAUUGGAGUCGUUUUCCGCCGACAUCGAGCGAAGAGGUGCUGCCGUUCCCAGGCCUCCAUUCCACGGCAGAGGGAGGAGAGGAGGUCGCUGGGAAUCGGAAUGGAGACAGCACACUCAGCAGUGGGUGUCAGUGGGCCUGGUGGACCGGACGGACCGGCCACACCAGGAGUCCGGUUUGGAUGCGCCUCAUUCAACCAAGACUCCACGUCAUUGGCUUUUGGAACUAAGACUGGGUACAAGCUGUUUUCUCUGACCACAGUGGAUAAACUGGACUGCAUCCAUGAAAGUGCAGAAAGUUCCAACGUCUACAUUGUGGAGCGUCUCUUUUCUAGCAGUCUGGUCGUUGUUGUAAGCACCACUACGCCGCAGCUCAUGAACAUCUACCAUUUCAAGAAGGGCACAGAGAUCUGCAACUACAGCUACCCCAACAACAUCCUGGCUGUCAAGCUCAACAGACUUAGACUUGCUGUGUGCCAUCUGGAAUCCAUUUAUAUCCACAACAUCAAAGACAUGAAACUGCUCAAGACUCUCCUCAAUAUUCCACCCAACCCUUCUGGCCUCUGUGCAUUAUCUACCAAUCAUUCCAACUCCUACCUAGCAUACCCUGGCAACGCCACAAUGGGAGAGAUAAUUGUUUAUGAUGCCAACAAUAUGAGCACAGUGACAAUGGUCCCUGCGCAUGACAGUCCUCUGGCAGCUCUUUGCUUCAAUGCCUCAGCCAACAAACUUGCCAGCGCCUCAGAGCGGGGCACUGUCAUCCGAGUGUUUUCCAUCCCUGAGGGCUUGCGUCUGUUUGAGUUCCGUCGUGGCAUGAAGAGGUACGUCAACAUAAACUCUUUGUCCUUUAGCCCUGAUGCCCAGUUCCUCUGUGCAUCCAGCAACACAGAAACAGUACAUAUCUUUAAACUGGACCAAGUGGGACCAAGUGGAGAUGAGACUGCCAGUUGGUCAGCCUACGUGGGAAAGAUGUUCACAGCAGCCAGCAGCUACCUACCUGCUCAAGUAUCUGGUAUGAUGAGCCAGGACCGCGCCUUUGCCACAGUUCACCUUGUCACAUUGGGCCAGAGGAAUGUCUGUGCCCUGGCCAUGAUCCAGAAACUUCCACGUUUACUUGUGGCCACAGCUGAUGGUCAGCUUUUCAUCUACAAUGUGAAUCCAGAAGACGGAGGCGAGUGCAUGUUGGCAUACCAUCACAGGCUUUUUAGCGAUGAUAACUUGGAUGAGGGUGAUUAUCAAGAAGCUAAGGGAUCAGAAAUCUCAGUGCCACCACAGGCAUGUCCAUCAUAUGCUGCAACUGUUGCUUUACCAGCCUCUGGUCCCAAAACAGCGACUCUUACUGAAAUACACUGUACAUGAGUACCUUUUCACUACCAGUGCUCCUUUUGGAUACGAUAUUGAGCAGUAAGUUAAGUGGGUCGGUCACGUGGCCUAAUAAGCCUUAAAUAAUGAAAAUUCUGAAUUUAUUUUCUUAUCCAUCCAUUUUCUGAGACGCUUAUUCUCACAAGGGUCAUGGGGAGUGCUGGAGCCUAUCCCAGCUGUCAACGGGCAGGAGUCGGGGUAAACCCUGACUGGUUGCCAGCCAAUCGCAGGGCACAUCGAUACAAACAGCCGCACUCACAAUCACACCUAGAGUCUCCAAUUAAUGUUGCAUGUUUUUGGGGGGAUGUGGGAGGAAACCAGAGUGCCCGGAGAAAACCCACGCAGGCACAGGGAGAACAUGCAAACUCCACACAGGCAGGUCCGGGUUUGUGAGGCCAACGGUUUACCAGCUGCCCCACUGUGCCAUCUUAUUUUAUUAUAUGUAUAUAGUUUGUGUGCAAAUAAUUACAAUCCUACGAUUGGCUGGCAACCAGUUCAGGGUGUACCCCACCUCCUUCCCGAAGGUACCUGGGAUGAGCUCCAGCACUCCUGCGACUCUUGUGCGUUUAGCCAGUGAUUCCCAAUCUUUAUUGAGCCAAGGCACAUACCAGUAUCUUAUAUUUGAAAAACCUUACGGCACACCCACAAAAAGUCACAACAACUGGAUACACAAGUUAAUCAUACACUUUCUGUAAUCUAAUAGAAUAGCAUUUAUUUGUUCUGACUGUCUUUGUAUGCCGCUACCAUAGAUUGAUGAACAAAGAUACAUUAUUUUUUGAAAAUAAAUAAAACAUUGGCCAAUUUCAUUAAAUUUGAUGAUUUUUCUGCGGCACACCAUAAUCACUUACACAACACAGUAAUGUGCUAUGGAACACUGGUUGGGAAUCACUGUGUUAAGUGGCUUGGAUAAUGGAUGGAUGGAUAAUUAAGAGUACAUUUACAAAGUAUUCACUUGUAUUGAUUAUUAUCUUGUUGCAACUGUUGUUUUAAAUCAUUUAGGCAAUCUGAAAUGUCCCAUAUUAUACCAAACCAUUUUUUCCCAGUAUUCGGGAUAUUAUAUUGGCUCAAAGGUGCCUCAGCAAACAUAAAAUAUGAAUUAAAAUCGUUCACGCAUUUCUGAGUUAGACAUUUUUCUGCCAAGAGGCCUGAAGUCAGGCCACAACUGAUGUGAUCUGGAUUUUUUGGGGGCGUGGGAGGGAUAAACGCUCAUAUUUAUUUGACAAAGUUGUCAGAUGGAUGCCCUUCCUGACGCAACCUUCUGCAUUUUUUAUGCUUGGGAUCAGCCUACAGUUUGCACUGGCUUGUGCUCCCCAUUGAGCUGCAUUUAGCAAAAAUGACUCUAUGAGGGAAGCAUUCAGCUGCACAAUUAGGAGCACAUCUACAAUUAUUUGAUGAUUGAUUGUGCUUCAAAUUAGCUUGUACAUCUCAAUAAAUAAGUGACUGACAACUUU
Syngnathoides biaculeatus (alligator pipefish) is the source of this 2960-nucleotide messenger RNA. RefSeq names its product WD repeat domain, phosphoinositide interacting 1 (gene wipi1). The coding region runs from base 250 to 1506 and encodes 418 amino acids. The transcript is spliced from 12 exons. Gene Ontology annotation, cellular component: extrinsic component of membrane; phagophore assembly site membrane; cytosol. NCBI's taxonomy places the organism in Eukaryota, Metazoa, Chordata, Actinopteri, Syngnathiformes, Syngnathidae. Gene Ontology annotation, biological process: protein localization to phagophore assembly site; nucleophagy; protein lipidation. The record is from RefSeq and is a predicted model, not a curated record. Gene Ontology annotation, molecular function: phosphatidylinositol-3-phosphate binding; protein binding; phosphatidylinositol-3,5-bisphosphate binding.